UAAAGACAGUUGAUAUUAAACGCAGCAGCCAAAACAUUUGGGCCGCAACCUUAAUCUGAACCCUAGAAAUAAAAUCUUAUAUUCCUAUCGACUCAUUUCUUCUCCCACUCAAUCUUCAGCUACUCAUCACAGUCUCUGUCUCUCUCUCCUCCCUUUAACUCAUCUUUGAAGCAGCCGCCAUGCCAGGUCCCGUUAUCGAAGAAAUUGAAACUCAGACAAAGCUUAAGGAUGAGCCCUUGGUGGAGGACGUGAAGGAAGAUGAAGAGCAUGAUGACGGCGCUGCCGAUGAUUCCGAUGAAGAAGAUGACGGCGUUCCAGGGGCAAAUGAUGGUUCCAAACAAAGCCGAAGUGAAAAGAAGAGCCGUAAGGCCAUGUUGAAGCUCGGGAUGAAGCCUGUCACUGGCGUCAGUCGGGUCACCAUCAAGCGAACCAAAAACAUGCUCUUUUUCAUCUCGAAGCCCGACGUGUUCAAGAGCCCAAACUCUGACACAUAUAUCAUAUUUGGGGAGGCCAAGCUCGAGGACCUGAGCUCCCAGCUCCAGACACAGGCGGCCCAGCAGUUCAGGGCGCCUGAUGUGGGCCUUGCCGGGCCCAAGCCCGAUGGCCUUACAUUGUCUGGGGCCCAUGAGGAGGAGGAGGAAGUUGAUGAGGAGGUUGACGAGUCCGGUGUGGAGCCAAGGGACAUCGACCUUGUGAUGACACAGGCUGGCGUGUCGAGGUCAAAGGCGGUCAAAGCCCUCAAGACCAACUCAGGGGACAUUGUGAGUGCCAUCAUGGAGCUCACCACCUAAGGAAGAAAAAAAUAGGUGAAAUAAAAUACAUGGAUUUUAUGAUUCUUGGUGUUUUUUCUUGGAUGGUGGUAAUUUUCUUGGGUAGUUAUGUUCCGCUGUUUUUGCAUUAGUGUUUGGUUCCGACCUCUUUGAUUUCACUCGGUCAAAACUUGAAAUGCAGUAACCUCGGUUGAGAAUUAGCUAUGGAAUGGCUAAUCCGUAGCUACUUUCUUUUUUCCAAUGGAUGAAUUGAAAAUUAUUUCUGUUUGUUCGCCGGAGGGCCGGUUUGUUUGUUAAUUUUACUAGUUACGACUUACGAGAACUAUAUUAAGUCCACAUUCGCCUCUCAUUUCCCACGUGCCAUUAGUGGUCACCUGAACAAAAAUUGACAUUUGCUACCCAUAAAAAGUUC
Messenger RNA from Striga asiatica, 1182 nucleotides. Lineage: Eukaryota; Viridiplantae; Streptophyta; Magnoliopsida; Lamiales; Orobanchaceae. The record is from the annotation of a GenBank genome assembly.